Sorex araneus (European shrew) is the source of this 3074-nucleotide messenger RNA. RefSeq names its product coiled-coil domain containing 27 (gene CCDC27). The transcript is spliced from 12 exons. The coding region runs from base 1 to 1800 and encodes 599 amino acids. The record is from RefSeq and is a predicted model, not a curated record. NCBI's taxonomy places the organism in Eukaryota, Metazoa, Chordata, Mammalia, Eulipotyphla, Soricidae.
AUGGCGCCCCACUCAAUGGCCAGGGGCCUGGUGACCCUGAAGGACGUAACCAGCAGGGGGGAGUUACAGAUUCCAACCUGGAAACUCCGCCCGAGGCAGCAGUCCCUCAGCCAGUCGGCCAAGGCCUUGAGCCGCUACUAUAAGAAGAUGAGUGAGGUCAAGGAGGUCAGUGCUUCACAGGACUCCAAGCUGCAGGACUUGGGCUUCCUGUCCCAGAUGGAGAGGCUGCAGAAGGCAUUUCUCAAGCGUUCCGGCUGCCCCCAGCUGAGCACCAGGGCCACGGCCACGUCCCACUGUGCGCCGUCACUGACAGGGACCCUGGCACAGACCCAAGGGGCUGUGGCCAGCUGUGGCUUCCCAGCAGGUCUGCCAGCAUGGGUGACUGUCCCCGAGGAGACGGGCGGAGGCUUCAAGUACCCCUGCAUUACCAAGGUCUCGGUCUCCUGUGAGAAGCUGCACAGGACGGACAGUGCCGAGCCGCUCCUGCCCGCGAGUAAGAGCGCCUGUGAGCUCACGUACCCGCGCAGGAGCUCCUCAGAGAGUCUCAGCCCGGUGAGCAGCGGCCUGGGGCUGGAGCAGAGGGUUCCCCAGAAGAGGACCCCUUGGUACAUCACUGUCAUCCACGACAAGGAGCACUGUCUGAUGAGGCUGGGGGAGGAGCUGCAGCGGUUCUCCAGGCUGGAGGCGCAGCUGCAAGAGAAAGAGCAGGAGAUCCGGGAGCUGCAGGAGAAGCAGGAGCAGCUGAGGAAGCAGCUGCAGUGCGUGCUGCGCAACAGGGGCCCGGAGAGCAGCCCGCAGCCCCCGACGCAGGAGGACGACAGCGCCUCCCUCCAGGAGGACCACGGAGGCCUGGAGCAGGAAGAGGCCGACUCCGCGGAGGAGGAGGGCCUGGAACUGGGGCGAGACCUGGCCGGGGUCAGCAGGAGCAGUGUAGUCCAGGAGCAAGAGGAAGGGCUGGGUGAGGAAGAGGAGGAAGUGCUGGAGCUGGAGGAGGAGGAGGAGGAGGAGCGGCAGGACCUCAGGAGGUCCCUGGAGACGGACGCGGCCUUCCAGGAGGAGCUGAGGGGGCAGCUGCAGGAGCUGGAGCAGGUGAUGCAGGAGUUCCAGGAGGAGCUGGAGGUCACCAGGAACAACUAUUCCCUGGCCACAGGGGCCAUCACCACCUUGCUGAGACGGGUGGAGUACCAGGAGUCUCAGCUGCGGAAGGUCAACACGGAAAACGAGAAGCUGGAGCAGGAGCUCCGCGAGCGCAGGCACCAGCUGCUGGCCAUGUCCGACAAGUUCUCCAACCUCCGAGAAGAGAAGAAGCAGGUGGAGAUGCUGGGUCUGACGGAGAAGGAGAACAUGCUCCUGCGACAGCAAGUGUCGGAGCUGGAGGAUGAGCUGAUGGCUCGGGACAGGACCAUCGAGGAACUGAACGAAAAGGUGACAGGCCUGCAGGGCCAGGCGGAGCAGCAGCGCAGUCAGCUGCAGAGGUGGAGGCAGCUGCAGGAGGAGCUGCAGGCCAAGGUGGAGGGCGCGCGGCGGGACGAGCUGCAGACGCGCGUGGCCCUGGAGAGCACCCAGGCCCGGCUGGAAAGGCUGAGGAACAAGAUCCUGCAGGCCACCUUCAGCAGCACCAGCGUGAACAAGGUCACCACCGCCGAGAUCACGGACAGCGACAUCCUUGAGUCCCUGCAGACCAUCAUCAGUGAGAGGAGCGAGCACUUGGGCCAACUGAAGCAGAAGGGGCCGUCCAAGACGGCCCAGCUGAACCACUCGGAGCCGGGGAGCAAGGCCAAGAAGGCCACCACCAAGUAGGCCCAGGGCCCGGGCAGCGCACGGCUGGCUCGGGAUUAAAGCCUGGUGAAGCCCUCCAGCCGCUCUCCAGUCCCGGGGCGCCCUUUCAGGACCGCGUGGGGCGCGGACCCAGGAGCCGCAGGCCCCGCUGUACUGUCCCCGGAGCUGGGGUCCCCUGGCCGCUCACUGGCUUGCCGGGGUCGGGGUGGGGGGCUCUGCCCAGGUCCGCAGUUCCGGGAGUGGCAGCCAGGGCUCUGUGACCCCGCAGGGGGCUGGGCAGGGGGGCUGGGCGGCUGCCCGCUCCCCCCCCCCUACCGGCGUGGGCCCGGACCCCCCAGCCGUGGCGGGUAGGACACCCUCGGCCGGGAGCUUCUACGACCGUUCCCGGGGCGCGCCCGGAAUUCCGGUUCAAGCCCUGCAGAGCCCGCGGGCGCGGGGUGCCCACCUCUGCGCCGGAGCCUGUUCUAGAAGGGCCGCAGGCAGCGCGGGUGCACGCCACCCCGCGGGGGUCGGGACGCGGGUCCUGGCGCAGCCCGCGGCCCCAGGCAGACCCGGGUCACACCCACCUGCCUGCGACCCGGACGCGCGGCCCGGCAGCCCCGCCCCGUCAGGCCCCGCCCCCGCGAGGCCCCGCCCCCGCCGCCAGUCCGGCCGAGUCUGCACCGAGUGAGGAGCACCGGCUGGAGGCAUCAGCUGGAGCUCCGGGCGGCCAGGGGAGCUGCCGCCACCCGUCCUCGCCCCAGCUCUCCCGCGGGAACCUCCCUGUGAGUUGUGGGCCCCCAGAUGUGCUGGGGGGUGACGGACGGGGUGUGAUUCCCUGCCGGCACCCUCUGGCACAUGGGCUGCCCGGCGCUCCCAGACCCCCAGGCUCUGCCCCGGCAGGUGGGGUUGGCGGAACAGGACAGGUAGGGAGUGAGCCCAGGGUUCGCGAAGCAGCUGAGGGCCAGCCGGGAUGGGCUCUGGCGUGGGCCCUCGUACCAGGAAGGCCAAAGGUGGCGGCUGUCUUCCUCAGGAUCUCAGCCCCCGCACCCUGCCAUGCCCACAGCCGAGUGAUGCCAGGAAGCAGGGCCCAGGGUGCGAAGCCUCUCACCUGGGGCUGAGACCCCGGGGAUUCUGUCCCCAGGACGGAGGGGCCGAGGUGGCGAGCCCACACCCCAGCCAACAGCAGGCCCUGGCGCUGACCCGAGAGUGAGUGCUCCCGCCGGAAGCAGCCCCUUCGUCCCCCCGCUCCUGCAGUUCUGAGGCUGCGGGGCCUCUAAGCCUGUGUCCAGGGAGAAAGGUCGCUGCCCCGAGGA